AUGAAGCUUGACUGUUUGAACGACAGUCCAAAGGACUACGUUUCCAGCCUUCUGGUAAUACCAGAAAACCCACAUGUUGUAGCUGCGGCGUGGGAUGGGACAGUUUCACUGUAUGAUUAUGAAAAGAAUAGGCUCUUGGCUCGAAUGCAGCACGAUUGUGGAAUUUUAAGCAGUACGCUGACGUUGGGAGGGAAAAUCUGCGUCGGUUCGGUCCAGGGUGAGAUUCUUGAGGUGGAUGUGGAGUCUGGAAAGUUCGAUUUUAUCUCUGAUGAAGCAGCUCUUGGGGUGAGCGCUAUGAGCAGUAGCAACGGCAAUAUCGUUUCAGGGUCCUGGGAUGGUAGUCUUCGAGUGAUAGAUCCGAGAACGGGGCAUGUUUGGCAAAACAGUAAGCUCGAAAACCGGAAAGUGCUUGCUCUAGACUCCAACGAUGACGUCGUGGUGGUUGCGUGCACGGGAGGGAAAGUAGCCUUGUAUGACUUUAGAAACAUGGAAAAACCUGUGAUCCAAGAUUCGGGCCUCAAAUUCCAGACUCGCGACAUCAAGCUGAUGCCUCUGGGCAAUGGCUAUGCGCAAAGCUCGGUGGAUGGCAGGGUCGCAGUGGAAUAUUUCGACAACGAAUCUCAAAGACUCGCGUUUCGCUGUCACCGCAUGAACUUGUCCGACACGCAGUUUGUUUUCCCAGUGAACUCGCUGGCUUUUAGCUCGAAGACUAGCCGUCUGUACACCGGAGGUUCGGACGGAAACGUGUUUGCAUGGAAUCUGGAAACCCGCAAAAAAACCGAGCAACUGAUAAAAAUACAAGAAAGUGUGGUGAAGUUGGCGACACACGACGACAUGUUGUUUGUGGCUGCUACAGACGACUCUUUCAAGACAAUGGCAGCUGUGCAAGACGUGGAGGUUCCAAGUAGUCAAAUUUAUUUUACGAAACUAUGA
Molecule: messenger RNA, 933 nt
Organism: Lachancea meyersii CBS 8951
Lineage: Eukaryota; Fungi; Ascomycota; Saccharomycetes; Saccharomycetales; Saccharomycetaceae
Source: the annotation of a GenBank genome assembly